This is a messenger RNA of Scophthalmus maximus (turbot), 4602 nucleotides long. RefSeq names its product GATA zinc finger domain containing 2Ab (gene gatad2ab). Gene Ontology annotation, biological process: negative regulation of transcription by RNA polymerase II. Gene Ontology annotation, cellular component: NuRD complex. The transcript has 11 exons. The coding region runs from base 179 to 2119 and encodes 646 amino acids. Gene Ontology annotation, molecular function: zinc ion binding; sequence-specific DNA binding. The record is from RefSeq and is a predicted model, not a curated record. Lineage: Eukaryota; Metazoa; Chordata; Actinopteri; Pleuronectiformes; Scophthalmidae.
AGCAUGACGCCGCCUGUGGUGGCUCAUUACAUUAUCUGGCAACCGGAGUGGCAGCGGACAGAAGAGAGGGGAUCCCCGGGAUUUUUACACCGAAGCCAGCAAAAAUACCAACAUCAAACAUCUGAAAAUCGCGGGGGGAACUCGGUUAAGCUCCUCCUAGACUUCGGUGAGAGCAGCCAUGUCAGAGGAGGCCGUGCGUCAAACGCGCAGCCAGAAGCGGGCUCUGGAGAGGGAUCCUACUCCUACUGCUGAGUCCCCUGAGGACAUGGACGGCAAAAGGGUGAAGCUGGAGAGGGGAGAUGCAGCCAUAGAUCCCCUGGCCCUGGUGGGAUCUGGAGCUGAGGGUGUCACGCUAAAGAGUGAACAGGCUGCAAAGGUAGCAGCCAGCAUCCUAAAGGCUGGAGAAGUGAAGGCCACCAUCAAGGUGGAGGUGCAGACUGGAGACGAGCCCGUUGACAUGAGCACAUCCAAAAGUGACAUAAAGAGCGAGCGGCAGCCCCCGUCACCAGAUGAUGUGAUUGUGCUAUCAGACAACGAGCCAUCCAGUCCUCUCAUGAACGGCCACUGCUUCACCAAGACUGACACAGAUAAGCUUAUGAAGAGUUCUCCUGAGGAGAGGGAGUGCAUCAUCAAACAGCUGAAGGAAGAACUGAGACUCCAAGAGGCCAAACUGGUGCUGCUCAAGAAGCUACGACAGAGUCAGAUCCAGAAGGAGAGCACUGUGCAGAAGUCGACUGCCUCAGUAGCUACUCCUCCUCCUUUGGUCAGAGGAAGCAUCACAUCAAGCAAAGGACCCCUCCAGGUGACCGGUCGUAGCUCAGGCACGGUGAUCCCUCCUCCGCUAGUGAGGGGUGGGCAACAUGUCCCGUCCAAACACAACUCUCAGAUUGUCAUGCCACCUCUGGUCAGAGGAGCCCAGCCUAUUGCAGUUACUCCUCAACAGAUUGCCAGUCUACGUCAGCAGCAGCAGCACCACAGCGGUUCUGGCCCUCCUCCGCUCUUGCUCGCGCCCAGGGCUUCUGUGCCCAAUGUCCAGGUCCAGGGCCAGAGGAUCAUUCAGCAGGGACUCAUUCGGGUGGCUAACGUGGCCAACAGCAAUGUCAUGGUCAACAUCUCACAGGCCUCUCCAACCGGCCUUAAGGGCUCUUCAGCGUCACCUAACUCGGGCAUCAAUGACUCUCCAGCCAGCCGGCAGGCGGCUGCCAAGCUUGCACUGCGUAAGCAGUUGGAGAAAACGCUACUAGAGAUUCCUCCACCCAAACCUCCUGCCCCAGAGUUCAACUUCCUGCCUUCAGCAGCCAAUAACGAGUUCAUUUACCUGUUGGGGUUGGAAGAGGUGGUGCAAAAACUUCUGGAGAUGCACGGCAGGGGCAACCUGGGCCCAGCUGCUGCAAUGGCCAGCUCCAUUCCCAAAGAGCCGCACACCUGUGCCCAGUGUAAGACAGACUUUACCUCCCGCUGGAGAAAAGAGAAAGCUGGGACCAUCCUCUGUGACCAAUGCAUGUCAUCCAAUCAGAAGAAGGCCUUAAAGGCUGAGCACACCAGUCGCCUGAAGGCAGCCUUUGUCAAGGCACUUCAACAGGAGCAGGAGAUUGAACAGCGUAUCCUCCAGCAGGCAGCCUCCUCUUCCUCCUCUGUCUCUAAAACCACCUCCUCUCCCUCACUGUCCAAGAGUGAGGUGCUGGUUUCCCAGCAGUACAAGCAGGUCAGGGCUGCCAUGCAGCACAGAUCUGUGGUUGGCCACCACUCCACCAUGAAGCAGAGUCAGCAGUUGCACAACCUCCAGUCCGCAGUGAGGUCUCGUGGUGUGGUCCACUCAUUCACCUCCUCUCAGCUGCAGAGCUCGGUGAGCGCAGCGCUGGGCAGCAGGGCAGGUAAGCAUGCCGCGGCACGCCCGCUGCAGCAGGGGGCAAAGGUCAGCGCCGGCAGCAGCAGUAACCAGGGCAACGUGGCUGCCUGGAGGAAGCAGACCGGUGGCAACACAGGUGUGUCUAUGGCCUAUGUGAACCCCAGCCUGUCUGCCCAUAAGACCACAUCUGCUGUGGAGCGUCAGCGAGAGUACCUGCUGGACAUGAUUCCCUCCCGUUCUAUCUCCCAAGCAGCCAACACAUGGAAAUAAUGCAAUCUUUUUUUUUCCGACACCAUAACUAUUAUCCCUUUUAAUAUCAAUAACAGCCAUUCUCAUUAUCAUUCUAAUCCUUUCUAUGGACUUCAAUACCUCUGGCCUAAAUGGUGCAGGGGAUAAUCUGCCUCUUUUUUGUGAGAUGGAGUUGUUCCUCCAUCUCCUCCUCCGAUCUUUCUGCUACCAUCUUCCAUUCACGAGUCCUGCAGCCCAAAAUUUGGAGUCGUGCUGCGACAGCUUGGGAUUCUGGGAUACAAGGAGAUAUAGAAUUUGGGUACCUCUCUGAGGGCUGGACUAAUCACAGGCGUGUACAAUUUUCCAACCCUCUCCAGUGAUGUUGCCUCCCGCUUCCUGUAUAUUGGUUGACCCUCUCAUUUGUACCAAGAGGGAGUUGCCACACAAUCCCUGAGCGGCCCUGCCUCUGGAUUAGGCAAGGGAAGAAUAAUAUUCGCUAUUAUCACAAUAGAAUAUUCGCCUUACGUCCUGCCCCUCAGAAGUCUGAGCCAGUCAGACUCAGGCCCACGUGGUGGCCGAACUGAACUGACCUCAUCACAGGGAUUGUGGUUGAGCUUCAAGGACCAUCCACAGAAUAACUGAUUCAGCUUUGCAAAAAUGAAUUAAAAAAAUACAAAAAGGACUGUAAAAAAUAAUCUCUAUCUGCGCACAGACUGCCUCUUCUCUCUAACCUACCGUGUAUAGUGGAGAAGUGGAUGCGUGUUGGAUUAUUUUGUAUGGCUGAAUGUUAGGAUUUUUGUCUUUUCUUCUGUAAGUCAUAUACUGUGUUUGGAAUAUUGAAUAUUGUGCUCCCUGAUACUUUGGAAGUGGCCUCUUGUUGAGGUCUGAAUUUACAGGCUAAUGUUACUGUAGAGGUGGUUUUACAUCUGCUGGGUUCCAUGUUGUGGCCUACUUUUAAAUACUUUGUCUAAGAUGAAGAGGAAGAUUAAGGUUUCACUGACUCAUGUAGAAACACGGAGCAUAUGUUUGGAGGACUAUUCUUCUUGAAUAUUGUAAAAAAAAAAAAGAAAAGAAAGAGAAAAAAAAAGAAAAACCUUCCAAAGAACUAGUGGAGCCCAAAUGGAAUCCCUUCUGCUAGAAGGUUUCUAGUUUAUUCCAACCCUCUCUGGAUAUAAACAUGAAUUCAUGCUAAACUGAGGGGGGUGUAAGGAAUGUCGUAUUUUUUGACAUUGUUUUGCUUUUAGUCAUAGGUUGUGGUGCAUUAUUUUUCUUCUAUAGACAAACUGUCUCUGGGUUUAUUUAUAGGGUCAUCUUAGUAAACAUAUGCUAAUGCCCUAAGUUUGAAUGGAUCUCCACAUGAAAUGAUUUGUUUUUUCUGUGUCCAGUGGCUCCCACUCACCCUGCGAUUGGUUCAAGAGAAGCUGGACAGCUUUCAGAAUGUAGUUAUGCAAAAACCCCUAUAGCAACGAACGACGUGAAACUUCUUAGUCUUUAACAUUAAGGUGUGUAUGAUAUAUGUCAGGUCCUUGAAUUGUGCUAACUAUGCCUUUCAUACGAGCUAUAGUGCAUUUUUUUUACCAGGUUGCAGCAGCACAGGAUAAGCUAGUGAUGUACAAUAUUUCCCACAUUGCUCAUGGAGUUCAUAUGCCGCCGUCUGUGAUUUCAUCUAAUGGGGUGGUCCUGUUUCUGUAACACUCAUGCCCAGAAAAGGCGUAAGACAUUUAUGUGCUCUAUUGGAAAGUGUCAUUAAAUUAAAAAUAGAAAGUAAAAUAUUGAUAUAUUUAAUUUAAGCAGUGGAAAAAUGUUAAAAGCACUAUGUUGAAAACCCAACUGAGAAGCAGCUGACCACCCCUCCCAGCAGUUAUUUCCCUUCCUUACCACGUUGAAACAAUGGUCAUUAUUAUCUCAUCACUGUGUAAUUACAGACCUGGAGUCUUGCUGCCCUGUUAUCUCAGUCUUGAUCUCCAUGACGCGAUGGCCCUAAUGUGACAUUGUGAGGAUCUGUGUCCUGUAUCCGGAGUGCACUCAUUAGCUCGAUGAUCAUCGAAGAAAGCUGGUGGUCAAUGGGCAUCGGUUGACGUUUACACCCCUCUGUGCUCGGGGAUCAUCGCUGCACACAUGGGUUUCAUUUAGGAUGGUGCAAACACAAAAAACUGUGCGUUGCUGGUGGAAAUCCCAGCGUACAAAGUUGAAUUUGAAUUGGUUUUUAAAAGUAGCAUUGGAAAUCUUCCAGGUUGUCUGUACAUUCCUGACAGGCAGAAGGUAGCAGCCCGCGUCCUCUGGAUGCAAACUGGUAUGAGCCCGUCAAUUUGUGCCCUCUCUAAGUGUUACCCUGUGCUGUCCCGACUACUGCCUGUUGCUGCUGCUGCUGUUUGACGACAAUAUCACCAUUCCGUAUGUUUGGGUCAAAAUGCUGCUGAAAAGGCAGUAGAGAGCCCAAAUGGAAAAGAAAACAAAAUGUAUGAGAAUUUUUUUUUCUUCUGCUCUAUCAAAUAAUAAUAAAACUAAUUUUAACCCCUCGUCAA